Molecule: messenger RNA, 958 nt
Organism: Bactrocera oleae (olive fruit fly)
Lineage: Eukaryota; Metazoa; Arthropoda; Insecta; Diptera; Tephritidae
Source: RefSeq, a predicted model, not a curated record
UUGGCGCUAUUUUAGUCACUUCUUGCUUUGAAUAUCGAUUGAAUUUGCAUAUCUCAUAGUUUCUUUUGGUUUCUUUGCCGCCUAUAAAGGUUUGCGCGUCAGCACUCGAUCCAUUAGUCUUGAUCUUGAUCUUGAUCUUGCUUUUUGAUAUAUCGAAUUCGGCUUGAGUUGAUUGUUGAGAUGAAACCGUUCGCUUGUAUUGUGGUCAUUGCCGCCGCACUUAUUGCCUGUGGUCAGGCGCAUAGUGUGCAGAAACGUUCUUUGGGCGGUCUACUGGGAGGACUUGGCGGCGGCGGCGGUGGUGGCCAAGGCGGUUGGAGCAGUGGUGGUGGCGGCGGUGGCUGGAGCAGUGGUGGCGGCGGCGGUGGUGCUGGCGGUAUUGGCGCCUUGCUUCAGCAGAAACUGGGCGGUUUGCUCGGAGGCGGUGGCGGCGGCGGCGGCGGUAGCCAAGGCGGUUGGAGCAGUGGUGGUGGUGGCGGUGGCUACUCAGGUGGUCAUGGUGGCUGGAGUAGCGGCGGCGGUGGCUACUCAGGUGGUCAUGGCGGUGGUUACUCUGGCGGUCAUGGCGGUGGUUACUCUGGUGGUCAUGGCGGCGGCGGCAGUAAGGUCAUCAUCGUUAAAGUCUUGAACUCUGGCGGCUCAGGUGGCGGUUACGGCGGCGGCCACGGAGGCUGGAGCGGUGGUGGUGGCAGCUAUGGCGGCGGUCAUGGUGGCUGGAGCGGUGGUGGCGGCGGCCAAGGCGGUUGGGGUGGCAGCGGUGGUUGGUAAAUUAUCAAUCACGCUAAGUCGUUGUAAUAUCAGCAGACCAACAACAAAGCAGAUAUUUAAUUUAAGCUAUUAAAGCAAGCAAUAUUUCCAUAGGCUUAAGCAUCUCUUUUAGACAUAGGUUCAUUAAUUUAAUGAAAUCAAAAAAUACAGUGGAAUUUGAAUAAAAUUUCGUUAAAAAUGUUAAAAAUAA